AUGAACAGAUGGAAAAUGUUGCUGUUUCUGCUUUUAAUGUUAACUUUGAACGUGAGCGGCAAAGGUACGUUGACACACUUUUAUGGAUUUGACAAAUCCAAACAUUGUUACUCAUCCUUUUUACAGUUUUCUCAUGUGAUCAUUUUAGUUGAAUAAAUGCAGAUUUGUUUUUUUAUAGUGUUUGCAGCUGCUCUCAUCAAUCUUGAGAAAACUGUUGGUAGAGAGCCGAACGCCGUGCCAGUGUGCAGGAACUCAACUGAAAAUAUUAUCCUUCUGGUCAUCUGUAAAAUCAGCAUGAGGAGCGGGAAUGAUUGUCAACUUUUCUAUCAACAUAAACAAGACUUUGAGAAUAAAUGUGACUCUAAAGUCAGAUUAAUGAAAGAGAUCCAAACAAUAUUUCUGGAUUUAACUAAUUUAACACCAACGGAUGGUGGAAACUACACGUGUGAAUGUUCACACCAAGAUGGAAUGAAAGUACUCCAUCUCAACAUCACCGUUAGAGGUAAGUUUGAAACUUCUCAUAUUUCAUACUUUAAAAAUCAAUAUGUUGUAUUUUUGGGUUUAUUCGUAAAUUUUGCACAAAUCUGUCUCAUUUAUUCUUCAUAGAAACAUCUCCAGAAGCAAACACUAAUCUGUCGUUCUUUCCUUGGAGUUUCAUCUUCAUUUUGAUCGCUGUGUCUGUGUUUGUCCUCCUGACUGGAGCUGUUGUCGUCUACAUCCUCUGUAAAAAGUGCUGCAGGUAAAACCUCUCACCCUGUAAACUAACAGUUUUUCAUUUUAAGAUAGGGAUGAUUAUGAAACCUGAUAUCUGACACCUUUUUGUUUGUUCACAGAGACGAUACAGGGUCAGAAGAACCCAGGACGUCUGCGUCUGGAUCCUCCAACUCUUCGGUAAACCUUGUACUUUUUAACUUCUUACUCUGUUGAUGCCAAUGUUUGCUUUAAACACAGUACAAUCGCUUUCACAUGAGAUUAUUUUGACUAUUACUAUUUGACUACUACUUUGCUUCUUUUUCUAUUUUUUGCAAAUAAGAGAGAAAGAAAACAGGGUUAACCAACCACAAGUCCACCACAACUUCUAUUACAGCAUCAGCUUUGUUGAAGUAAAGGAAGCCUAUUUGCUGCUCCAGCUUCUGUGGCUUCUGCACUCGCAACACCUCUGUGUUUUUGCUAUAUUUAACAACCGUGUAAAAACAAAUUCACUUGCUGUGUUUGUGCUCCAUUCACAUUCAAUGUUCCCACAGAACCAAGACUUCUCAGAGGACCACUACGAGAGCCUCCAGGAACCAGCGGACGACGUCUAUCAAACCAUCUCCUUGGAGCCUCUUCAACAUGACGCCAAGAAGGACAACAACAAGAAGACCGCUCCUGCACAUUUAGAUGAUCCAGAUAUGGAUGAUGAGGAGACUGAGGAAGGACAAGACAUCUAUGAAAACAUCUGA
This is a messenger RNA of Xyrichtys novacula (pearly razorfish), 1442 nucleotides long. NCBI's taxonomy places the organism in Eukaryota, Metazoa, Chordata, Actinopteri, Labriformes, Labridae. The record is from the annotation of a GenBank genome assembly.